Messenger RNA from Sciurus carolinensis (gray squirrel), 16938 nucleotides. It is a transcript of the gene Muc19, whose product is annotated as mucin 19, oligomeric. The transcript is spliced from 172 exons. The record is from RefSeq and is a predicted model, not a curated record. Bases 1 to 16938 code for a protein of 5645 amino acids. Lineage: Eukaryota; Metazoa; Chordata; Mammalia; Rodentia; Sciuridae. Gene Ontology annotation, molecular function: protein binding. Gene Ontology annotation, cellular component: extracellular matrix.
AUGUAUACAGCAAUCAAAAUAGCUCAAGAUGACUUUGAGGUCUUGGAACCAUUGCGAGAAUACAUGGAUAUAGUGAUUCAGUCAGUCAGUGGUGAUGGUUUACUUGGUAGCUCAUCCUCUGGUGACUCAGGCAGCAAAAAGAAAUCUGUUAUUGACUCACUCCUUAACAUUGAACUUAAAGUUCCUGGAAGAGUUGAAUCCACACCUCGGAAGCUUCAGGAAACUGAGAAUUCAGAGUCAGAACAGAACCCAAAAGAUAAACCCAGUUCAGCAGGUGGUAUUGUCAACAGUGACCCUGGUGGUAAAGAAUUUCGUGGUACUGCUUCAAAUAAAAAUGAAAUUGGUAGGGGUCCAUCUGGCCAAAGUGGAUUUGAUGUGAACGCUGGUUAUGGUUCUUCUGCCAGAGAAACAGGUGAUACCAGUUUGAGAAGUGAGAAUCAAUUUGGUGGUGGUAGCUCUGGAAAUCUGCUAUCCAAUUUACUGACUUCUGUUGAGCAGGGAUUUGGAAUCAAUAAAAUUGGUUGGAGUGGACUGAGUGGCAGUGCGUCUGCUGGGGCCAAAGUCAAAGGCCUUGGACUUGAUGCUAGUAGUGCAGGAAAGCAAAGCUCUCUUGAUUUAAAACUUGGAGGAAAUAAGGUUGGAGCUAAAAUUGGUCUUGGAUUAUCUAUUUCAAAUAAAUUUGGUGACGAUGCCCUUAGUGAUCAUGGAAUAAAAGGUGUUACCAGUGCAAGAAAUGGGAAUAAUAUUUUUGGAAUAUUAGGAAACUUGGGCCUUGGUUCUAAGAAAUCUGAUCAAAAGGGAUUUGGAAGCAGUGGAUCUGAUGCUAGUGGCUCAGUGGAAAAGUCCUGGUUACUUGAUUUUGGACCUGGAGGAAGGAAGGGUAGAGAUGUUGGUCUUGGAGUUUCUGGUUCAAACACAGUUGCUGACAAUGGCCUUAGUGAAAAUGGAAUAAAAGAGGAAAAGACCUCGUUUUCUGGCAUUGCAAAUGAAGAUGAAAAGGAUAGAGUUGGUUUGAGUGAUUCUAGUUCAAAUCAACUCCGUGACAAUGGCCCUAGCAGUGUAGACCUUGAUGGAGCUAAAGUAGAUGGUUCGGAAGGCUCUAGAUAUUCCGGUAUCUCCAGCACUCUAGGUGGCUCAAGUGGAAAAAGUGGGGUUGAAUAUUCUGGUGUUGUCUCUGAAGAUUCAGGAGUCAAUCUGGGGUCAUCUGAUCAACAGGGAUUUGGAAUCAGUGGAAUUGGUGGGAAUGAAAAGAGUAGCGGUGCACCUUCCGGGGUUGGAUACUUGAGUCCUGGAUCUGAUAUCAGUGGCUCAGGAGGCAACUCUUGGUCAUCUGGUUCUGGAAGUGGUGGUGGAAGGAAGGGUGCAGCUGAAUUUGGUGCUUCUGGAGUGAACGAAUUUGGUGAAACUGGCCUUAGUGGUGCAGGUGAAGCUUCUACCUGGGGAUUAGGAGCAUAUAAAGCUUUCAAUGGCCGCAUCUUUUCCUUGGUGUCUUCAUGCACAUUCACUUUCUGCCGUCACUGUGUUGAAUCUGGAGGAGAUUUCAAUAUUGAGAUCAAAAGAAAUAAUGAGAGUGAGAUUGAGAAGAUAAAAGUUUUGAUUGACAGUAAUGACAUCUCUAUUUCGGGUGAUACUAUUUUAAUUAAUGAAGAAAGGGUAAAUAUACCAUAUGACAAUAAGUUGAUUCACAUUAAAAAACAUGGAGAGUAUAAUGUUCUGAAUAGUCGGAGAGGAAUCCUGUCUUUAAUGUGGAAUGGUAACGCAUUCUCACUUACUCUUCAUAAGCAAUAUCCAACUUGUGGUCUUUGUGGCAACUUCAACAGUACUCCAGGUCAAGAUAUUAGUGAACACAUUGCCAAUAGUAAAAUUCCUGGUGAUUGUCCCAGCGCAGUUAGUAAAAGCUAUGAAAUUUGUGAAGAUGGAGUACAGUAUUGUAACAAAAUUAUUGGAGCCUACUUUGAGAAAUGUGAAAAGGUUGCCACUUUGUCCUAUGGCUACAAGACAGUCUGCAUUGAUGAUUACUGCCAAAAUGGCGACAAAAAUUCUACGUGUGACACUUACUCAGAAUUGUCCCGCCUCUGUGCCUCAGAUGGUCCUGGCAUCUUUGAAUAUUGGAGAAAUGAUUCUGAUGUGGUUUGUGAAAAUCAAAUAUGCCCAGAAAAUCAUAUCUACAAAGAAUGUGGACCUUCAAAUCCUGCAACUUGUUCUAAUGUGGCUCCUUUUCAAGACAGUGAAUGUGUGAGCGGCUGCACCUGCCCAGAAGGUUAUCUAUUGGAUGAUAUUGGAGAGAAAGGAAAAUGUGUACUGAAGGAUAGUUGUCCCUGUGAAUCUAAUGGAAAAGUGUAUCAACCAGGAGAAGUCCGAGAAGGUCCCUGUGGUUCUCAGUGCACAUGCCAAGAUGCAAAGUGGUCUUGCACUGAGUCCUUGUGUCCUGGAAGAUGUAAGGUGGAAGGAAGUUUAUUUACCACUUUUGAUGGAAAUAUAUACAACCAUCCAGGAAACUGUCACUUCUUGGCCAUCCACGAUAAAGAUUGGUCUGUUAGUGUUGAGCUUCGUCCAUGUAAAAAUGGUCAGACAGGAACAUGCUUAACUGGAGUUACACUUGCCUUGAAUUCUUCUGUUUCAGUUGACAAAUUCACAAUCAAUAGUGAUGGUACAGUGACAAAUGACAUGAUUAGAAAUCAAGGUUAUUAUUAUUCAGAUAAAGUACAGAUCUUCAAAGAAUCUACUUCAUAUAUUCAAGUAGAAACACACUCUCAUAUAAAAAUGCAAGUGCAAAUUGUUCCGGUAAUGCAAUUAUAUAUUUCCAUGCCACCUAACCAGUUCACAGAUACUGUAGGACUCUGUGGUUCCUACAACAACAAAGUUGAGGAUGAUUUCAUGUCAAGUCAAAAUAUACUGGAGAAGACCUCUCAGGCAUUUGCUAGUUCUUGGGAAAUGAUGCCCUGUCCUAAAGGAAACCCUACUUCAUGUAUCAGCAUAGAAAAAGAAAAGUUUGCUGAAAGUAACUGUGCAAUUCUUCUUGAUUCAAGUGGGCCUUUUGCUUCCUGCCAUUCUAUCGUGAACCCUAAAUUCUAUCAUGAGGAAUGCAAAAAAUACACUUGCUCUUGUGAAAAGAGUCAGGAUUGUCUGUGUACAAUUUUAGGCAACUAUGUGAAAGCUUGUGCUGAGAAGGAAACAUACUUAGUAGGCUGGAGAACGGGACUAUGUGAACAAUCUUGUCCAAGUGGUCUAGUUUUCAAAUACAAUGUAAAAGCCUGCAAUAUUUCUUGCCGAUCAUUGUCAGAGAGAGAUAGAAGCUGUGAUGUUGAAGAUAUUCCAGUUGAUGGAUGCACUUGCCCUGAUGGAACAUACCAGAAUAAUGAAGGAAACUGUGUUCAGAAAUCUCAAUGUGACUGCUACAUAAACGAUGAGGUUGUGCAACCAGACAAAGUCAUCCACAUUGAUGACAAUACAUGUGUCUGUCAGGAAGGAGUUCUUCUCUGCCAAACUCCCAUUGAUUUAACCCUACAAAAUUGUUCUGGAGGGGCUGAGUAUGUAGACUGCAGUGAUCCCAAGGCACAGGGAAGAAGUGAUAAAACAUGUACCACUUGGAACAUACCUGCUUUUGAUGAGAUCUUGCCUUGCAAACGUGGGUGCUACUGUCCCGUUGGAAUGGUUAGAAAUUCUAAAGGGAAAUGUGUCUUUCCUGAUGAUUGCCCGUGCUCAUUUGGUGAACAAGAAUAUGACCAAGGAAGUGUCACUUCGGUUGGCUGCAAUGAAUGUACUUGUAUAAAAGGGUCUUGGAACUGCACACAAAAUGAAUGUCAAACCACCUGCCACAUCUAUGGGGAAGGUCAUAUUAGAACUUUUGAUGGGCAAAGUUAUAGCUUCGAUGGUCUCUGCCAGUAUUCAUUCCUUGAGGAUUACUGUGGUCAAGAAAAUGGCACAUUCCGUAUUUUAACUGAGAGUGUCCCUUGCUGUGAAGAUGGGCUUACCUGCUCAAGGAAAAUCAUAGUUGCCUUUAAGGAUCAGAAUAUUGUCUUGCAAGAUGGUAAAGUAACAACAGUCAAAACUACAGAAAAUAAAGAAUGUGAACUCAGUGAAAAUGCCUACUCUGUACAUACUGUGGGCUUGUAUUUGAUUCUGAAGCUUCAGAAUGGAAUGAGCCUGAUUUGGGACAAAAACACAAGAAUGUCUGUUAUAUUGGAUCCACAGUGGCAAGGCAAAGUAUGUGGUCUUUGUGGAAACAACAAUGGGGACCUCAAGGAUGAUUUCACAACAAGGUACUCAUCAGUUGCCACUGGAGCACUGGAAUUUGGAAAUAGUUGGAAAACAAGUCAGGAAUGUUCUGACACAGUAACUCAAAGUUUCCCAUGUGACUCAAACCCAUACUGCAAAGCCUGGGCUGUACGGAAAUGUGAGAUCAUCAGGGACAGCACCUUCACAGACUGCCACAGCAAGGUUGACCCCAAUGCUUACUAUGAUGCAUGCAUUGAAGAAGCCUGUACAUGUGACAUGGAGGGAAAGUACCAGGGCUUUUGCACUGCAGUGGCGAUGUAUGCAGAGGCGUGCAGUGCAGCUGGAGUCUGCAUCUCCUGGAGAAAGCCUAACCUCUGUCCUGUCUACUGUGACUACUACAAUGCACCUGGGGAAUGCAGCUGGCAUUAUGAACCUUGUGGUACAGUGACAGCAAAGACUUGCAAGGAUCGGGUCAUUGGCCAGAAGUUUUCUGCAGUUCUAGAAGGUUGUUAUGCCAAAUGCCCAGAAAACGCUCCCUAUCUGGAUGAGAACACCAUGAAAUGUGUCAGUUUAUCCGAGUGCAGCUGCUUCUAUAAUGACAUCAUUCCAGCAGGGGGAGUCAUUGAAGAUAAUUGUGGACGAACAUGUUACUGUAUUGCUGGGGAGUUGGAAUGCAGUGUUUCCACUACAACAGCUACCUCCAUUUUAAGCUCUGAAACAGGCUCUACUGGAACUUCAGUUCCCAUCACCUCCACAGCUAGAAGUGAAGGCACCACAGCAGGACUGAGCACCAGCUUCACCAGUCCUGGGGUCACAGCAGGGUCACCAGGUGUAACCACAGCAGCUGACAAUGGAAGUACAAGUGAUACAGCCUUCACAACAGGAGGAACUGGAAGCCCAACUGAACCAACUCUUACUGGGAAGGCAGGCAGCACACCUGGGGAACGUAGCACUGGAGGUACAAGCCCAGGAAACUCAGGUACCACCAGAGUGUCCCUGGGAGCGACCUCAGGAGCAGACAGGGGCAGCACAACUGGACCAUCAGGCACUGGGGCUGCCAGCACUGGAAGCCCAGCAGCAACAAGUGGAAGAGCAGAUAUGUCCACCACUGUCUCUGCUGGUGACAACACAUCUGGAAGAACAGCAGGCACACCUGGGGCAUCAUCUGGAGCAACCCCUGAAGCUCGAGGUGGCAGCACCCCUGGAGAACCAGGAGCCGCAGGUUCUGGGACCACAGGAGUGUCUGCAGGCUCCACCACUGCCAGCCCUGGGACCUCAGCUACACGAACUACAGUCUCUGCUACCAGCAAAUCAGGCACUACUGGAUCAUUAGUUGAAACAUCCAGAGCCUCAGGCAGUGAACUGACAUCAACUGGAGACAAGUCAGGUACAGCAGGAGAGUCCCUGGGAGCAACCUCAGGAGCAGGCAGGGGUAGCACACCUGGACCAUCAGGUACUGGGGCCACUAGUGAUGGGAGCCCAGCAGCAACAAGUAGAAGAGCAGAUAUGUCCACCACUGUCUCUGCUGGUGACAACACAUCUGGAAGAACAGAUACACCUGGAAUAUCAUCUGGAGCAACCCCUGAGGCUCGAGAUGGUAGCACUCCUGGAGAAGCAGGCACUGGAGCUACAAGUUCAGGGAUGACAGGAGUGUCUAUAGGCUCCACCACUGCCAGCCCUGGAGACUCCACUAGACCUUCCUCAGCCUCUGUUAGCAGCACAUUAGCAGGCACUGCUGGAACUUCAGUUCCCAUCACCUCCACAGCUGAAACUGCAGGCACCACAGUAGGACUGAGCACCAGCUUAACUAAUCCUGGGGUCACAGCAGGUACAGCAGAGGCAUCCCUGGGAGUGACCUCAGGAGCAGGCAGGGGCAGCACACCUGAACCAUCAGGCACUGGGGCCACCAGUGCAGGAAGCCCAGCAGGAACAAGUGGGAGAUCUGACACAGCCACCACUGUCUCUGUUGGUGAAAACACAUCUGGAAGGACAGGCACACCUGGAGCAUCAUCUGGAGCAACCCCUGAAGCUCGAGGUGGCAGUACCACUAGAGAAGCAGGCACUGGAUCCCCAGGUUCAGAGACCACAGGAGUGUCUGCAGGCUCCACCACUGCCAGCCCUGGAGAAUCAGCUAACCCUACCUCAACCUCUGUUAGCAGCAAAUCAGGCACUAUUGGACCAUCCGUUGGCACAACAACCAGAGCCCGAAGCAAUGCAGUGACAUCAAGUGAAGGGAACUCAGGCUCUUCUGCAACUUUAGUUCCCAUCACCUCCACAGCUGGAAGUGCAGGUACCACAGCAGGACUGAGCCCCAGCUCCACCAGGUCUGGAGACACAUCAAGAACAGGAAGCCCUAGUACAGAGACACCUAGUGUGGAGGAGGGCAGCACUGCUGGGAAACCCAGCACUGGACCUACAAGCACGGGAAACUCAGCAUCAAGAGGAGGAACUGACACAGCAACCACUGUCUCUACUGGUGAAAACACAUCUGGAAGGACAGGCACACAGGAAGCAUCAUCUGGAGCAACCACUGAAGCUCAAGGUGGCAGCACCCCUGGAGCAGUGGGCACUGGAGCCACAGGUUCAGGAACCAGUGGAGUGUCUGCAGCUGCCUCUACCACUGCCAGCCCUGGAGACUCAGCUAGAACUUCCUCAGCUUCUGCUGGCAGCAAAUCAGGCACUACUAGACCAAUAAGCAGUGCCCAAAGCAAUUUGGUGACAUCAUCUGAAGAGAUCUCAGCUGCUACUGGAAGAUCAGUUCCCAUCACCCCCCCAGCUGGAACUGCAGGCAGCACAGCAGGCCCGAGCCCCAGCUUCACCAGUCCUGGGGACACAUCAAGAACUGGAGGACCAAGUGCAACAACACCUAGUGGUGAGGAGGGCAGCACACCCAGGGAACCCAGCACUGGAGCUACAAGCCCAGGAAGCUCAGGUACAGCAGGAGCAUCCCUGGGAGUGACCUCAGGAGCAGUCAGAGACAGAACAUCUGGAUCCUUAGGCACUGAGUCCACCAGCACUAGAACCCCAGCAACAUCGAGAGGAGGAGCUGACACAGCAACCCCUGUCUCUGCUGGUGAAAACACAUCUGGAAGGACAGGCACACAGGAAGUAUCAUCUGGAGCAACCACUGAAGCUCAAGGUGGCAGCACCCCUGGAGCAGCGGGCACUGGAGUCACAGGUUCAGGAACCAGUGGAGUGUCUGCAGCUGCCUCUACCACUGCCAGCCCUGGAGACUCAGCUAGAACUUCCUCAACUUCUCUUAGCAGCAAAUCAGGCACUGCAGGACCAUCAUCAGUUGGCACAACAACCAGUGCCCAAAGCAAUGUGGGGACAUCACCUGAAGAGAUCUCAGAUGCUACUGGAAGAUCAGUUCCCAUCACCUCCACAGCUGGAACUGCAGGCUCCACAACAGGACUGAGCCCCAGCUUCACCAGUCCUGGGGACACAUCAGGAACUGGAGGCCCAGGUGCAACAACGGUUAGUGGUGAGGAGGGCAGAACACCCAGGGAACCAAACACUGGAGCUACAAGCCCAGGAAGCUCAGGUACAGCAGGAGCAUCCCUGGGAGUGACCUCAGGAGCAGGCAGGGGCAGCACACCUGAACCAUCAGGCACUGGGGCCACCAGUGCAGGAAGCCCAGCAGGAACAAGUGGAAGAUCUGACACAGCCACCACUGUCUCUGCUGGUGAAAACACUUCUGGAAGGACAGGCACACCUGGAGCAUCAUCUGGAGCAACCCCUGAAGCUCGAGGUGGCAGUACCACUAGAGAAGCAGGCACUGGAUCCCCAGGAUCAGAGACCACAGGGGUGUCUGCAGGCUCCACCACUGCCAGCCCUGGAGAAUCAGUUAACCCUGCCUCCACCUCUGCUAGCAGCAAAUCAGGCACUAUUGGACCAUCCGUUGGCACAACAACCAGAGCCCAAAGCAAUGCAGUGACAUCAAGUGAAGGGAACUCAGGUUCUACUGCAACUUCAGUUCCCAUUACCUCCAUAGGUGGAAGUGCAGGCACCACAGCAGGACUGAGCCCCAGCUCCACCAGGUCUGGAGACACAUCAGGAACAGGAAACCCUAGUACACAGACCUCUAGUGGGGAAGAGGGCAGCUCCCCUGGAAAACCCAGCACUGGACCUACAAGCACAGGAAUCUCAGGUACAGCAGUAGCAUCCCUGGGAGUGACCUCAGGAGCAGUCAGAGACAGAACAUCUGGAUCUUCAGGCACUGAGUCCACCAGCACUAGAACCCCAGCAGCCUCGAGAGGAGGAGAUGACAAGGCCACCACUGUUUCUGCUGGUGAAAACACAUCUGGAAGAACAGGUACUGAGGAGCACAAGCAGCAUGAAAUCCAGGCAGUAGAGAUGAGAGCUAAUUACUCAGAACUAGUCUUGACAGGUUUUCCUGAGAAAUCUGACCAUUAUGAUCCAGGCACACAGGAAGUAUCAUCUGGAGCAACCACUGAAGCUCAAGGUGGCAGCACCCCUGGAGCAGUGGGCACUGGAGCCACGGGUUCAGGAACCAGUGGAGUGUCUGCAGCUGCCUCUACCACUGCCAGUCCUGGAGACUCAGCUAGAACUUCCUCAACUUCUGGUGGCAGCAAAUCAGGCACUGCAGGACCAUCAUCAGUUGGCACAACAACCAGUGCCCAAAGCAAUGUGGGGACAUCACCUGAAGAGAUCUCAGAUGCUACUGGAAGAUCAGUUCCCAUCACCUCCACAGCUGGAACUGCAGGCAGCACAGCAGGCCCGAGCCCCAGCUUCACCAGUCUUGGGUACACAUCAGGAACUGGAGGCCCAGGUGCAACAACGGUUAGUGGUGAGGAGGGCAGAACACCCAGGGAACCAAACACUGGAGCUACAAGCCCAGGAAGCUCAGGUACAGCAGGAACAUCCCUGGGAGUGACCUCAGGAGCAGGCAGGGGCAGCACACCUGAACCAUCAGGCACUGGGGCCACCAGUGCAGGAAGCCCAGCAGGAACAAGUGGAAGAUCUGACACAGCCACCACUGUCUCUGCUGGUGAAAACACUUCUGGAAGGACAGGCACACCUGGAGCAUCAUCUGGAGCAACCCCUGAAGCUCGAGGUGGCAGUACCACUAGAGAAGCAGGCACUGGAUCCCCAGGAUCAGAGACCACAGGGGUGUCUGCAGGCUCCACCACUGCCAGCCCUGGAGAAUCAGUUAACCCUGCCUCCACCUCUGCUAGCAGCAAAUCAGGCACUAUUGGACCAUCCGUUGGCACAACAACCAGAGCCCAAAGCAAUGCAGUGACAUCAAGUGAAGGGAACUCAGGUUCUACUGCAACUUCAGUUCCCAUUACCUCCAUAGGUGGAAGUGCAGGCACCACAGCAGGACUGAGCCCCAGCUCCACCAGGUCUGGAGACACAUCAGGAACAGGAAACCCUAGUACACAGACCUCUAGUGGGGAAGAGGGCAGCUCCCCUGGAAAACCCAGCACUGGACCUACAAGCACAGGAAUCUCAGGUACAGCAGUAGCAUCCCUGGGAGUGACCUCAGGAGCAGUCAGAGACAGAACAUCUGGAUCUUCAGGCACUGAGUCCACCAGCACUAGAACCCCAGCAGCCUCGAGAGGAGGAGAUGACAAGGCCACCACUGUUUCUGCUGGUGAAAACACAUCUGGAAGAACAGGUACUGAGGAGCACAAGCAGCAUGAAAUCCAGGCAGUAGAGAUGAGAGCUAAUUACUCAGAACUAGUCUUGACAGGUUUUCCUGAGAAAUCUGACCAUUAUGAUCCAGGCACACAGGAAGUAUCAUCUGGAGCAACCACUGAAGCUCAAGGUGGCAGCACCCCUGGAGCAGUGGGCACUGGAGCCACGGGUUCAGGAACCAGUGGAGUGUCUGCAGCUGCCUCUACCACUGCCAGUCCUGGAGACUCAGCUAGAACUUCCUCAACUUCUGGUGGCAGCAAAUCAGGCACUGCAGGACCAUCAUCAGUUGGCACAACAACCAGUGCCCAAAGCAAUGUGGGGACAUCACCUGAAGAGAUCUCAGAUGCUACUGGAAGAUCAGUUCCCAUCACCUCCACAGCUGGAACUGCAGGCAGCACAGCAGGCCCGAGCCCCAGCUUCACCAGUCUUGGGUACACAUCAGGAACUGGAGGCCCAGGUGCAACAACGGUUAGUGGUGAGGAGGGCAGAACACCCAGGGAACCAAACACUGGAGCUACAAGCCCAGGAAGCUCAGGUACAGCAGGAACAUCCCUGGGAGUGACCUCAGGAGCAGGCAGGGGCAGCACACCUGAACCAUCAGGCACUGGGGCCACCAGUGCAGGAAGCCCAGCAGGAACAAGUGGAAGAUCUGACACAGCCACCACUGUCUCUGCUGGUGAAAACACUUCUGGAAGGACAGGCACACCUGGAGCAUCAUCUGGAGCAACCCCUGAAGCUCGAGGUGGCAGUACCACUAGAGAAGCAGGCACUGGAUCCCCAGGAUCAGAGACCACAGGGGUGUCUGCAGGCUCCACCACUGCCAGCCCUGGAGAAUCAGUUAACCCUGCCUCCACCUCUGCUAGCAGCAAAUCAGGCACUAUUGGACCAUCCGUUGGCACAACAACCAGAGCCCAAAGCAAUGCAGUGACAUCAAGUGAAGGGAACUCAGGUUCUACUGCAACUUCAGUUCCCAUUACCUCCAUAGGUGGAAGUGCAGGCACCACAGCAGGACUGAGCCCCAGCUCCACCAGGUCUGGAGACACAUCAGGAACAGGAAACCCUAGUACACAGACCUCUAGUGGGGAAGAGGGCAGCUCCCCUGGAAAACCCAGCACUGGACCUACAAGCACAGGAAUCUCAGGUACAGCAGUAGCAUCCCUGGGAGUGACCUCAGGAGCAGUCAGAGACAGAACAUCUGGAUCUUCAGGCUCUGAGUCCACCAGCUCUAGAACCCAAGCAGCCUCGAGAGGAGGAGAUGACACAGCAACCACUGUCUCUGCUGGUGAAAACACAUCUGGAAGGACAGGCACACAGGAAGUAUCAUCUGGAGCAACCACUGAAGCUCAAGGUGGCAGCACCCCUAGAACAGUGGGCACUGGAGUCACAGGUUCAGGAACCAGUGGAGUGUCUGCAGCUGCCUCUACCACUGCCAGUCCUAGAGACUCAACUAGACCUUUCUCAACUUCUGGUGGCAGCAAAUCUGGCACUGCAGGACCAUCAUCAAUUGGCACAACAACCGGUGCCCAAAGCAAUGUGGGGACAUCACCUGAAGAAUUCUCAGAUUCUACUGGAAGAUCAGUUCCCAUCACCUCCACAGCUGGAACUACAGGCUCCACAACAGGACUGAGCCCCAGCUUCACCAGUCCUGGGGACACAUCAGGAACUGGAGGCCCAGGUCCAACAACUGUUAGUGGUGAGGAGGGCAGCACAACUGAGGAACCCAGCACUGGAGCUACAAGCCCAGGGCACUCAGGUACAGCAGGAUCAUCCCUGGGAGUGACCUCAGACGCAGGCAUAGGCAGCACAUCAGGACUAUCAGGCACUGGGGCCACCAACACUGGAAGCCCUGCAGGCACACCCAGGGCAUCAUCGGGAACAACUGCUGAAGGUCGAGGUGGUAGCACCCCUGGAGAAGCAGGGAGUAGAGCCACAGGUUCAGGUACAACAGGAGUGUCCCUGGGAGUGACCUCAGGAGUAGGCAGGGGGAGCACACCUGGACCAUCAGGCACUGGGGCCACCAGUGCUGGAAGUCCAGCAGCAACCAGAGCAGGAGGUGAUGCAGCCAGCACUGUCUCUGCUGGUGAAAACACAUCUGGAAGAACAGGUAUACCUGGAAUGUCAUCUGGCACAACCCUUGGAACUCAAGGUCGCAGUACCACUGAGGAAGCAGUCACUGGAACCACAGGCUCAGGGACCACAGGAGUCUCUACAGGCUCCACCACUGCCAGCCUUGGGGAUUCUGCUACAUCUUCCUCAAUCUCUCCUAGUAGCAAAUCAAGUACUACUGGACCAUCUGUUGGCAUAACAACCAGAGCUCGAAGCAAUGCAGUGACAUCACCUGAAGGGAACUCAGGCUCUACUGUGACUUCAGUUCCCAUCACCUCUGCAGCUGGAGGUUCAAGAACCACAGCAGGACUGAGCCUCAGCUUCACCAGUCCUGGGGACACAUCAGGCACACCUGGGGCAACAUCUGGAGCAACCCCUGAAGCUCGAGGUGGCAGCACCCCUGGAGAAGCAGGCACUGGAGCUACAGGUUCAGGAGUGUCUGAAGCUGCCUCCACCACUGCCAGUCCUGGACACUCAACUAGACCUUCCUCAACUUCUGCUAGCAACAAAUCAGGUACUACUGGACCAUCAGUUGGCGCAACAACCAGAGCCCAAAGCAAUGAAGAGACAUCACCUGAAGGGAAAUCAGGUACUACUGGAACAUUAGUUCCUGUCACCUCUACAGCUGGACAUGCAGGUACCUCAGCAGAACAGAGCCCCAGCUUUACCAGUCCUGGGGACACAUCAGUUGGAACUAGAGGCCCAAGUGCAACAACACAUAAUGGAGAGGAGGGCAGCACUCCCAGGGAACCCAGCACUGGAUCUACAAGCCCAGGGCACUCAGGUACAACAGGAGAGUCCCUGAGAGUGACCUCAGGAGCAGGCCAGGGGAGCACAACUGGACCAUCAAGUACUGGAGCCAUCAGUGCCAGAAGCCCAGCAGGUACACCUGGAGCAUCAUCUGGAGAAACCCCAGAAGCUGGAGGAGGCAGCACCCCCGAAGAAUCAGGCACUAUAGCCACAGGUUCAGCUUCAUCCACUGCUGCCAGUCCUGGAGACUCAACUAGACUUUCUGUAACUUCGGCUAGCAGCAAAUCAGGUACAUCAGGAGUGCCCCUGGAAGUGACCUCAGGAGCAGGCAGGGGAAGCACAUCAGGUACUGGGGUCACCAGUGCUGGAAGCCCAGCAGCAACGAGAGAGGUAGCUGACACAUCCACCACUGCCUCUGCUGUUGAGAAUACAUCUGGAAGAACAGGUACCCCUGGAGCAUCAUCUGGAGCAACCCUGAAAGCUCAAGGUGGCAGCACCCCUCAUCAAGCAGUUACUGAAGUCACAGGUUCAGGGACCACAGGAGUGUCUGAUGGCUCCACCACUGCCAGCAAUGAGGACUCAGCUAGACCAUCCACAGCCUCUGUUAGCAGCAAAUCAGGCACUACUGGACCAUCAGUUGGUACAACAACCAGAGCCCAAACCAAUGAAGUGACAUCACCUGAAGCACACUCAGGUACUACUGGAACUUCAGCUCCCAUCAACUCCACAGCUGGAAGUGCAGGCACCACAGCCCAACUGAGCACCAGCUUCACCAGUCCUGGGGUCACACCAGGAGGAACAAGAAACCCUACUACACCAACACCUACUGGGGAGGAGGGCAGCACACCCAGCAAACCCAACCCUGGAGCUACAAGCCAAGGAACCUUAGGUACAUCAGGUACAGGCACGUCCCUGGGAGUGACCUCAGGAUCAGGCAGGGGCAGUACAUCUGGACCAUCAGGCACUGGGUCCACCAGUGCUGGAAGCCCAGCAGCAACCAGAGGAGGAGCUGAGGCAGCCACCACUGUCUCUGCUGCCGAGAACACUUCUGGAAGAACAGGUACACCUGGAGUAUCAUCUGGAGCAACCCCUGAAGCUCAAGGUGGCAGCACCUCUGGAGAAGCAGGCACUGGAGCCACAGAUUCAGGGACCACAGGAGUGUCUGCAGGCUCCACCACUGCCAUCCAUGGAGACUCAGUUAGAUCAUCCACAGCCUCUGUUAGCAGCAAAGCAGGUACUCCUGGAUCAUCAAUUGACACAACAACCAGAGCCUCAAGCAAUGAAGUGACAUCCCCUGAAGGGAACACACGUGCUACUGGAACUUCAGUUCUCACCACCUCCAUGUCUGGAAGUGCAGGCACCACAGCAGGACUGAGUCCAAGCUCCCCCAGUCUUGGGGCCACAUCAGGAGGAACAAGAAACCCUACUACACCAACACCUACUGGGGAGGAGGGCAGCACACCCAGCAAACCCAACCCUGGAGCUACAAGCCAAGGAACCUUAGGUACAUCAGGUACAGGCACGUCCCUGGGAGUGACCUCAGGAUCAGGCAGGGGCAGUACAUCUGGACCAUCAGGCACUGGGUCCACCAGUGCUGGAAGCCCAGCAGCAACCAGAGGAGGAGCUGAGGCAGCCACCACUGUCUCUGCUGCCGAGAACACUUCUGGAAGAACAGGUACACCUAGAGCAUCAUCAGGAGUAACCCCUGAAGCUCCAGGUGGUAGCACCCCUGGAGAAGCAGGCACUGGAGCCACAGAUUCAGGAACCACAGGAGUUUCUACAGGCCCCACCAGUGCCAGCCAUGGAGACUCAGUUAGAAUAGCCACAACCUCUGCUAGCAGCAAGUCAGGUACUACUGGAACCACAACUGGCAGAACAACCAGAGCCUCAAGCAAUGAAGUGACAUCACCCGAAGGGAACUUAAGUGCUACUGGAACUUCAGUUCUCACCACCUCCACAUCUGGAAGUGCAGGCACCACAGCAGGACUGAGCCCCAGCUCCCCCAGUCUUGGGGCCACAUCAGGAACAGGAGGCCCUACUACACCCAUACCUGGAGGGGAAGAAGACAGCACACUUAAGGAACCCAACACUGGAACUGCAGGUCAAAAGAACUCAGGUACAACAGGAGAGUCUGUUAGCACAACUUCAGGAGCUGCCAGGGAGAGCACACCUGGAGCAUCAGGCCCUGGGUCCACUAGCUCUGGAAGCCCGGCAGGAACAAGUGCAGAAGCAAAUGCAGCCACCACUGUCUCUGCUGGUGAAAACACAUCUGGAAGAACAGGCACACCUGGACUAUUGUCUGGAGCAACUUCUGGAACCAUUGGUGGCAGUACCCUUGGAGAAGCAGGAACUGGAGCCACAAGUUCUGAAUCUACUGGAAAUUCAGUUCCCAUCACCUCCACAGCCGGAAGUGCAGGCACCACAGGACUGAGCCCCAGCUUCACCAGUCCUGGGGACACACCAGGAAGAGGAGUCUCAAUUGCACCUACAUCUAGUGGGGAAGAAAGCAGCAUACCCAGGGAACCCAGUACUGGAACUGUAAGCCCAGGAAGUUCAGGUACAACAGGAGAGUACCUGGGAGUGACCUCAGGAACAGGCAGGAGGAGCACACCUGGACCAUCAGGCACUAGAUCCACCAGCAUGGCAAACCCAGCAGGUAAGACAGAACCUCCUUUGGGAACUGUGGUGGGGUCCAACACAGUUUUGGUGAAAUACCUGGCUGUGAUACUGAGAUUAAAGGAAGGAACAAGUGGAGGAUCUGAUAUAGCCACCACUGGAGCUGCUGUUGAGCACACAUCUGGAACAGCAGGCACAUCUGGACUGUCAUCCAGAACUACCAUUGGAGUUCAGGGUGGUAGUACCCCUAGUGAAGUAGGCACUGGAUCCACAGGUUCUGGGACCACAGGAGAGUCUGCAGGCUCCACCACUGCCAGUCCUGGAGCCUCAGUUACAGAAACUACAACCUCUGCUAGCAGCAAAUCAGGCCCCACUGGAACUUCAGUUCCCAUCACCUCCACAGCUGGAAGUGCAGGCACCACUGCAGGACUGAGCCUCAGUUCUAGCAGUUCUGGGGACACAUCAAGGACAAGUGGAGGAGCUGAUGCAGCCACCACUGGAGCUGGUGGUGAAUACACAUCUGGACAAGCAGGCACACCUGGACCAUCAUCUGUAGCAACUACUGGGGCUGAGGGUGGAAAUACUCCUGGAGAAGCAGGCACUGGAGCCACGGGUUCUGGGACAAUAGAAGUGUCUACAGGUUCAACCACUCCUAACCCUGGAGCCUCAGGUAGACCACAUUCAACCUCUGCCAUUGGCAAAGCAGGCACUACUGGACCAUCAGUGAGUAAAACAACCAGAGCCUCAAGCAGUGAAGUGACAUCACCUGAAGGACCCUCAGGCACUGCUGGAACUUCAGCUCCCAUCACCUCCACAGCUGGAAGUGCAGGCACCACAGCAGGACUGAGCACCAGCUCCACCAGUCCUGGGGACACAUCAGAGACAGCUGGACUGUCACCACAUGUGACCACCACAGCUGACAAUGGGAACACAAGUGACACUGUCUUCCGAGGAGUAAGAACAGGAGGCCCUACUGCACCAACACCUAGUGGCGAGGAGGGCAGCACAACCAGUGAACCCAGCACUGGAGCUACAAGCCCAGGGAGUUCAGGUACAACAGGAACGUCCCUGGAAGUGACCUCAGGAGCAGGCACGGGGCACACACCUGGACCAUCAGGCACUGGGGCCACCAGCACUGGAAGCCCAGCAACAACAACGGGAGGAGCUGAUGCAGCCACUACUGUCUCUGCUGGUGAAAACACCUCUGGAAGAACAGGUAUCAAUAGGGUAUCAUCUGGAGCAACCCCUGGGGCAUCGUCUGGAGCAACCCCCGGCAAUACCCCUAGAGAAACAAGCCCUGGAGCUACAGGUUUUGGAACCACAGUAGUAUCUACAGUUUCCAUCACUUCAGGCCCUGGAGCAUCUGUUGGACCAGUCACAACAUCUGCUAGCAGCAAAUCAGGUAAGUGUGAUUAUCAGGUGUCAACCACGAGUCUUUUGGAAAUGCCACUGGAACCUGCAGUGGCCUCAAUGCUGGAGCAUCUUUCCCUGGUUCUAACUCACCUUGGAAAUCAGCAGCCAAUCCGGGGCUCCCCUGUCACUUUAGUCAUGGUACAUUGUGAGCUUAGUUGGGACCUCAUAUACUGA